Molecule: messenger RNA, 5031 nt
Organism: Lasiodiplodia theobromae
Lineage: Eukaryota; Fungi; Ascomycota; Dothideomycetes; Botryosphaeriales; Botryosphaeriaceae
Product: Polyketide synthase
Exons: 22
Coding region: 1-5031 (1676 amino acids)
Biological process (GO): secondary metabolite biosynthetic process; fatty acid biosynthetic process
Molecular function (GO): oxidoreductase activity; fatty acid synthase activity; 3-oxoacyl-[acyl-carrier-protein] synthase activity
Source: RefSeq, a predicted model, not a curated record
AUGAACGGCAAACCCAAGCCCAUGCCACUCGCCAUCGUCGGGCUCUCCUGCCGGCUCCCACGUGGCAUCCACACGCCGGAGGCCUUCUGGGAUUUCCUGACGGCGGCUGGUAGCGGGCGGCGCGGGAUGCCGAAGGAGCGAUUCGAUGCCGAUGCCUUCUACCACCCGAACCCAGAGCGGGCCGGCACGAUGAACGUCAAACACGGCUAUUUCCUGGAUGACGACCUUCGUUCCUUCGACGCUGCAUUUUUCAACGUCGCGGAAGAAGAAGCAAAGGCAAUGGACCCACAACAAUUGAUGCUGCUCGAGUGCACGUACGAAGCACUCGAGGAUGCUGGCAUGCCCAAGGAAAAAGUGGCGGGCGCCAACGUUGGUACGUUUAUGGCGAGUAGCUUGAGUGACUACAACAUAGAACAGAUGCGGGAUACAGCGUCAGAGCCGGUAUACGCGGCCAUCGGCGGGCAUAUGUGUAUGCUGAGCAAUCGGAUCUCGCAUCAUUUCGACCUGUGGGGGCCCAGCUACACGGUCGACACGGCCUGCUCGUCCAGCCUGCACGCGCUACACCUGGCAGCGCAAAGCCUGCAGCACGGCGAGUGCGAGGUUGCCAUCAUCGGGGCAUGUUGCUUGAAUCUUAGUCCCACGCGCUGGAUCCAGCUGUCAAAACUGGGGCUGAUUAAUCCGGACGGGCGUACCUUGGCUUUCGACCAUCGCGUCAGCUCGGGCUACGCACGCGGAGAGGGUGCGGCAUGCGCGAUCCUGAAGCCGCUCGACCGGGCGCUGGCCGACGACGACCGCAUCUACGCGACGGUGCUCGGGACGGGCAUCGGACACGGCGGGCGCGGGCCGAGCAUCACCUACCCCGGUUCGGCGGCGCAGAUGCGGCUGAUCCGCGAGGUGUACGCCCGCGCCGGCCUCGACCCGCGAGACGUGGCUUUCGUCGAAGCGCACGCUGCGGGCACGGCCGUCGGGGAUCCAAUCGAGGCCAGUGCCAUCGGCGGCGUCUUUGGGGCGAGGGACGGACCGCCGCUGUACAUAGGGUCGGUCAAGUCGAAUGUCGGGCACUUGGAGGCCGCCAGCGGGAUGGUGUCGCUGCUCAAGGCGGUCCUGAUGCUGGACAGACGCUUGAUUGUGCCCAAUGCCGACUUUGAGAAGCCAGCCGACAAUAUCGACACGUGCCGGUGGAACAUGGAGGUGCCCGUGGUGACGACGCCGUGGCCCGAAGGGCGGCACUACGUCAGUGUCAACAACUUCGGCUACGACGAGAGCGGCAGCCAGAGGAGGCUUUUCGUCCUGUCGGCAGGCGACGCAGCCGCCGCGAGCGCCGCCCGCGACCGCUUCUGCGCGCUCGCCGCCACAGCAUCAACGGCCGACGAACUGAGGCCGCCCAGGCUGGCCUUCGUCUUCACGGGCCAGGGCGCGCAAUGGGCGGGCAUGGGGCGGGCGCUCAUGGACGUCUAUCCCGUCUUCGCGUCGGCAAUGCACGCCGCCAGCGCCUGUCUGGACGCAUUGGGCGCGCCCUUCGCGCUGCUCGACGAGCUGCGUAAGCCCGAAUCUUGCUCGCGCAUCCACAACGCCGCCGUUGCGCAGCCGGCCGUCACGGCGCUGCAGAUGGCGCUGGUGGAGCUGCUGCGCUCGUGGGGAGUGCGGCCGGUCGCCGUCGUGGGCCACUCGAGCGGCGAGAUGGCGGCCGCCUUCGCCGCCGGCAUGCUCUCGCUGGACGCGGCCAUGCGGGCUGCCUACCAGCGCGGGCAGGCCGUGGCCGGGCUGAAGCGCCGCGGCGCCAUGGUGGCCGUCGCGGCGGGCGCCGCGCAGGUGCAGCCGCUGCUGGACGACGUCUCUGGCUGCGCCGUCGUCGCGUGCGAGAACUCGCCCAAGUCGGCCACCGUGUCGGGCGACGAGCGGGCAGUGGACGACUUCGUCGCCGCGGCCGAGGCGAGGGGCAUGCAGUACGCGGCGGCCAUUGACGGCAUCGAAGCGGCGGCGCCCGGGGUCGACUUCUUCUCGUCGAACUUCACGCAGCGGCCGGACGUGGUCACGCUGCCAAGGGACCUGGCCGGCCGCCUGUUUGAGCUCGGCCUGGUGACGGACCUGCCCCGCUACCCCCACCAUCUGCGGCCGCCGCUGCCGCGGCACGACCUGCUGGGCGUGCUGACGCCCUGCUCCGACCGCCGCACCCUCACGUGGCGCAACGUCUUCUCCCUGUCCGACUUCUCCUGGCUGCACGACCACCGCCUGCACGGCGCACCGACCAUCGACGACUUCGCCGGCGUUGGCGUGCGCAGCCUCCGCGUGCUUGCGCCGCUGACGGUGCAAGAAAGCGCCGUGCACGAAAUGUACCACUGCGUCGGCCUGGUGGCCACGACCCGGCGUUCCUCGGUCGGCCCGCACUCCGGCGCCGCCGACCCGGACACCCGGCCCGUGGAACUGGGCGCCUUCUACGACGCCCUGCGGCCCGCCCGCGGCCCUGCCUUCAGGAACAUCCGUGAGCUCCACGCGAGCCCGGCGACCGCCGACGCCGUCGUCGCCGAGCCCCUGCGCGCCGGAGCGGCCGCCGUCGCCGUGGAUUCGUUGCACGCCAGUUCUGGCAGCACUGUUCUCCUCCAGCUUCGCCGCCUGGCGCUUGCUGCGAUCCCGCCCGCCGCCAGCUCUGCCCGCUGCUACCGCAUGACCUGGCAACCGGUUCCAGAAACCGCUGCCGAUUCCUCGCCGCCGCCGCCGCCCGUCACAAUCGUCCACGGCGACGCCUCCAGCCUCGCCUUCGCUCACGCGGUCCAGGCUGCUCUCCUGCAGUUGCCCAACCCGCCUCCGUCGGUGACGUGCACCUCCUUCGCGGCGUUGGGCGACCCGUCCCGCCAGUUCUGCGUCGUCGUCUGCGACGCAGCCUCAGCCCCGCCCCUGCUGGCCAGCAUCCCCGACGAUGACGCGCUGGCGCAGGUGCGCUGCCUCUUGCUCGACGCUGCCGCCGUGCUGUGGGUGUCGAGCGCUGCGGCGCCCGAGAGCGGGCUGGUGACGGGGCUGGCGCGCACGCUGCGCUUCGAGGCGGCGGCGUGCGUCGCCACGCUGCACCUCGCCGCCGCCCAGGACAUGGCGCCGGCGGCCGUGCGCGUGGCCGACGUCGUUGGCAUCAUGGUGGCGGGGACGGCCGAGCGCGAGUUCGCCGACGCGGGCGGCCGCUUGUCUGUGCCGCGCGUGCUGGCCGACAAGCGCGUCAGCGCCAUCGUGGCGGGCAGGCGGCCGGCACUGAGAGACGUGUGCAUCACCGAAUCCAGCCGCCUGAAAGCAGCCGGCCGAGACGACGACGAGGAGCCGGCGUGGUGGUUCGAGGAAGACGGCGCCGUGGGCGCCCUCGCCGAUGGCGACAUGGAGAUCCGCGUGGCCGCCGCAACCCUGGAAGCCGGCCUCGAGAUGACGGCGUGCAGCGGAGUCGUGGUACGCCUGGGCGCUGCCGCCGCCGCCGGGCCCUUCGCCGUUGGAGACCGCGUGUGUGCCAUUGCGCGCGGGCCGCUCCGCACACGCGCCAGGUGCUGCUGCUCCGUUGCCGCAAAGCUGUCGCCAGACGUGCCCUUUUCCCUCGCCGCUACCAUCCCGUCGGCGUACUUGGCCGCCUACUUCGCGCUCAAAGACGUGGCGAGCCUGCGGCCGGCCGAGCGCGUCCUCGUGUUGGCGGCCACGGAUGCCGACGGCGAAACAGCCGUGGGCAUUGCAAAGAUGCUUGGAGCCGACGUCAUCCGCGCAUCGGGCAGCAGCGUCGAGGUCGAGGACGGCGUGCUGGAAGCCAGCCUGGCGCUGCAUGGUGGCAGCGUGGACGUGGUGCUCAACAUGUGCCCUGGCGCCGAGGUGCUGCGGCUGGCCGUCGAGGUGCUCGCCCCAGGUGGUCGGCUGGUGGAUCUGGGCCGGCACGGCGCAUCACCUCAGACGGCGCUGCUGGACUUCGCCGAGCUCGGCCGCCGCGCUGUGACUAUUGCUACUGUGGACCGCGUGCGUCUGCCUGCGCGCAUCCGGCCCGUCCUUGGUGCCGUCGUUGAACUGUUCAACACCGGCCGCAUCCGACGACCGGUGCAGCCAGCCGUUGUGCCGUUUUCGCAGCUAGCAAGCAUCCUUUCUUCAGGCCAACUGACAGUGGUAGAGCUUGAGGAUGGAGCCAAGGUGAAGUUUGAGCCGGGACCCGCCGCCCGUCGGCUUCGCCCAGACGGGUCCUACAUCAUCGUUGGUGGGACCGGCGGGCUCGGCCGCACAAUCGCGGCGUGGAUGGUCCGCCAGGGGGCGCGCCGCAUCGUGCUGCUGUCACGCAGCGGGCGCGUCGAUUCCAAGGUGCGGGACCUAUUGGAGUCCGCGAAGCCGGCGAGCAUAUCUGUCGAAGCCUGCGAUGUGUGUGAUGAAGACCAGUUGGUCCGCGUCCUGCGAGCAGCGGCGCCGGUUUACGGAGUCGUUCAUUCUGCCAUGGCACUGCGGGACACUCUCUUCGAAAAUAUGACCUUGUCUGACUACACCUCUGUCCUCCAUCCCAAAGUCGCCGGCGCCUGGGCCCUCCACCGCGCGCUUUCAACCGCCUCUCCCAACCCGCUGGAUUUCUUCAUCCUGCUCUCCUCGGCCUCGGGCAUCGUUGGCGUGCGCGGCCAAGCUGCCUAUGCCGCCGCAAGCACUUUCCUCGACGCAUUUGCCCGCCAUCUGCGGGCAGUGCACGGCGUGCCCGCCACCUCGCUCGACCUCGCUGCCGUCCGCGGCGUCGGCUACAUUGCCGAGAAUGCAGACACCAUUCGCACCCAAGACAUCCUGCGCAACAUCGGCCAUGCCGGCGAAAGCUUGGACGAGGCCGACGUGCUGGCCCUGGUUGCCGCCGCCGUUGCCGGCGCCAUGGACGUCGAUCUGCAGUGCAUCACCGGCCUGGGCAGCGGCGACGUCAUGGACCCUAAGUUCGCCAUGCUGCCACGCCGCCCUGUCCAGCCCGAGCCGUCAUCGGGUUUGCCUUCGCUCGCCGUAGUGCUGCGCCGGGCGCGCUCCGUGGAAGAGAUGUGGUUCUCGACAGCCUAA